GCUGUGUUUCGGUGCGUUUGGUGGGGCGGCCAUGUUGGAUGGGAGGUGUGUUAGUGGGUCAGCCUAGACGAGGGGGGCUGUGGCAUCGGGGAGAUAAAAUAAAAAGGGGCAGGAGUUUAAGAGGUUGCUGAAGGCCCCGUCCCCACCCCGUAGAGCAGGCGAGCCCUGGGCAGAGCAAGUUUCUGUAGGCUGCAGGGACGACUUGGAUUUAAUGCUCCUUUUCCUGCAGUGAAAAAAAGUCAUGCCAACUCUGUUGUGCCGCCGCCAAAGUAUUUUGGGGCAGGCAUGUGGGCAUGCAGCAAAAAGCAGGCGAGAGUCAGGUCACAGUUGCCAUGAGUUUUUAGAGAAGCACAUUUCCAUUAUAGGGGCGGUUUCCUAUCUACCCGUCACCUUUCUCUCUGGAAAAGGGGGCAGUUCCUUUUCACGUGAACGGUUUUAGUAUUCACACGAGUUGCAAUAAUCAUGCUCCAUGUAAUUUUUCGUAUUAUUAUUUAAUAUUUGGAACUCCAGCUUAUUUAUGUCCUUGCAGAAGCACAGGAAUGUCUAUACCUGCAGCAAGCCAUUAUAAAGCUAAAUAUAUUUUGUUGCUUUAAAAAGAAACACCAUGCAGGAAAAAUGUGCACCAUUAUAAAUCAUUAUCGAGACACAUAACCAAGCCCAGGGAUGGAAUAAAAUGAAUACAGUUAAAGAGACAAGAAAGUCCCCAGAGAAAAGUUCCAUGUAGUCGACACGAAGCUUUUUCUAGGAAAAUAAAUCUGUGAAUCUCCAUUGCAUGAGUUAUAUGUUGCCUAUUGACCCUGAAGAAAAGCUGGAACGGAAUUUGCAAGCAAAGAAAAGAACAAGUUUGGACUUAGGCUUGGGGGAUCUGGGCCUGGAAAUGCCUCAGCCUAGUGUGAGUGGAAUGGACCCUCCUUUUGGGGAUGCCUUUCGAAACCACAUGUUUUCAGAACAGACUCUGAUGAGCACAGAUCUGUUGGCUAACAGUUCUGAUCCAGAUUUCAUGUAUGAAGUGGACAGAGAAAUGGAUUACCAGCAGAGUUCCAGGGAUAACCUCCUUUCUGUAGAGGACUGUAAAGAUCUUGAGAACCUGGAGUCCUUUACAGACAUUCUGGAUACUGAAACCUCUUUCCCCGCAAAUUGGGAGCAGUGGGACACUUACUGUGAAGAUUUGACGAAGUACACCAAACUAACCAGCUGUGAUAUCUGGGGAACAAAAGAGGUGGACUAUUUGGGCCUUGAUGACUUUUCAAGCCCGUACCAGGAUGAAGAGGUGAUAAGUAAAACUCCAACUCUGGCUCAGCUCAACAGUGAGGACUCUCAGCCUGUCUCAGAUCCACUGUGCUACCCUGAAUUGCUGUUCAGUGUAAAGCAAACCCAGUUAACCUCUUUGCCAACGAAGAAGAUUGCAACCAGAGCAGCAGCCCCCGUUUGUUCAUCCAAGACGGGCCAGGCUGAGGCACCUUUAUCAGAAUCUGCCCUGAAAGGAGGCAAACCCAAUUCAAGCACACAAAUCAUGGUCAAGACCAACGCAUACAAUAAUGAGAAAGUGAACAUUCAUGUUGAAUGCAAAGAUUAUGUUAAAAAGGCAAAAGUAAAGAUAAAUCCAGUACCGCAGAGCAGGUCUUCCAUGAGCCAGGUGAACGCUGAUGCUGCAAAAGAAAACACCUGCUACUGUGGAGCUGUAGCAAAGAAACAAGAGCGGAAAGGGAAUGACUCCCUUCAGAGUCACAGUCCAGUGUUGCCUUUUAAAGAGACUCAGGCUCUGCUCCUCACUCCACCUCAAGAAACUCCAGGAAUAGUUGCUGAGGAGAACAGCCUCUCUGCCAGCACCUCUGUUUCAGAUCCUUCGCAGAAAAAGGAAGAACACAACUAUUCCCUCUUUGUCACGGACAGUUUGGGUGAGCAGGCCGGUGCCGGCAAAGCUGAUCCAGAGGAGGAGGAGGAGGAAGAAGAAGAGGAAGAGGUGGAGGAUGAAGAUCACGAUGAAGGUUUCGGAAGUGAGCAUGAACUCUCUGAAAACGAGGACGAGGAGGAAGAUUAUGAGGAUGACAAAGAUGAUGACAUCAGUGAUACUUUCUCUGAACCAGGGUAUGAGAAUGAUUCUGUGGAAGACUUGAAAGAAAUGACCGCAAUAUCUUGUCGAAAAAGAGGAAAGCGAAGAUACUUCUGGGAAUACAGUGAGCAACUAACACCAUCACAACAGGAGAGAAUGUUAAGGCCUUCAGAAUGGAAUCGAGAUACACUACCAAGUAACAUGUAUCAGAAGAAUGGAUUACAUCAUGGGAAAUAUGCUGUUAAGAAGUCACGGAGGACAGAUGUAGAAGAUCUGACACCUAACCCUAAAAAACUGCUACAGAUUGGGAAUGAAUUGAGAAAGCUGAAUAAAGUGAUCAGUGAUUUGACUCCAGUCAGCGAACUUCCUAUAACAGCUAGACCAAGGUCAAGAAAAGAAAAAAACAAGCUAGCUUCCAGAGCUUGCCGACUUAAAAAGAAAGCCCAGUAUGAAGCCAACAAGGUGAAACUGUGGGGUCUCAACACUGAAUAUGAUAACUUGCUGUUUGUGAUCAACUCUAUCAAACAAGAAAUUGUGAACAGAGUGCAGAGUCCCAAAGAUGACAGAGUAGCCAAUAUGGGUCAGAAGCUUGAUGUACUUAUUAAAGAUACUCUUGGGCCACCUGUAUCUGGGCAAACAUCAGAAUUUGUGAACCAAGUUUUAGAAAAAACAGCAGAAGGAGAUCCUACAGGAGGCCUUGUAGGGCUACGAAUACCAACAUCAAAAGUUUAGUAGACAUCACUUGAUCCAUUCACAUUGGUCAGAGCUCUGCCUGUGUCAUGUACUACAUUGUAAAAUUAUUUCUGGUCUGCAUGUGAAUUUAGCGUUCUAUAAAACACAGUUUUCAGUUCCAUCAUUUUUUUCCUUUUUAUAACAAUGUAGUAAGAUAAGUGAAAGCAUGGUAUAAAAUGCUUACUGGCAUUUUGGAGCAUAAAUCUUGUAGUUUUAAAUCUGCUUCUGUCAUAAAUGUGGUGACUACAUAUUCAUUUUUAAAUUAAGUUUACCUAGGACCAGAUAAUAUAACAUGCAGGAGCAAAACAUGUUUUUUGCAAGUAAAAAUCUUGCGAAAUGCCAAACGUUAUGGCAGGUUUAUGCUCCAAGAAAAAUAAAAACUUAGAAUUCAGAUUGAGAAGGUUUUUUUCAAGAAUAAUUGCUCUUUUGUUCUAAACUAAACAAUAAGUUUUCUUUGCAACCAUAACUUGUACAUAGCACACCUGGCAAAAACGCUAGUGUGCCAUAUAAAAAAAUAUAGUUUUCUGAGCUUGAUACGGUAUUUAAAUGUCUGUGCAAGUAAGAAAAUGUAUACUCUUUGUGCCUUGUAUUGAAGGGGA
Podarcis raffonei (Aeolian wall lizard) is the source of this 3384-nucleotide messenger RNA. RefSeq names its product CREB3 regulatory factor (gene CREBRF). Gene Ontology annotation, cellular component: nucleus. Gene Ontology annotation, biological process: response to unfolded protein; regulation of transcription by RNA polymerase II. Bases 773 to 2785 code for a protein of 670 amino acids. The record is from RefSeq and is a predicted model, not a curated record. Gene Ontology annotation, molecular function: DNA-binding transcription factor activity, RNA polymerase II-specific; RNA polymerase II transcription regulatory region sequence-specific DNA binding. NCBI's taxonomy places the organism in Eukaryota, Metazoa, Chordata, Lepidosauria, Squamata, Lacertidae. The transcript has 9 exons.